CUUGGCUCUGCCCACCUCCUUGCAUUGGAAAACAGUCUGUGGUCUAUUUUGGGUUAGUUAUUAAAAAUGUUCGCUUUAGUCGGGCGGUUAUAUGACGUUCAGCGGUAGGCGACGGUAGCCCAUUCGGCUAAUUAUUGGCUUUUUUUUUUUCCCUCCACCUGCGAUAGCUACAGUUUACCUGGGAGACAAGACAACCGGUGAACCUCGCCAGUUUCAAAGAUAUAGAAGAACACUGGCGCCUUCUAAACACAGUCCGUGAGACUUCCUUGUUUUGGAUUUACUAUUGCGCACCUUGCGCGUGUUCCUGAUCUGAUUAUUUGCUGGUUGUCGAUUACAAAACGGAUCACGGAUAAAGUUUCAUGAGAGCGGACGCGUCUUCCAAACUCCGGUGAGAUCCGUCCGUUUUUGCCGAUAACGUUUUGAUCAUCCUAUACUACUAUUUUAUGAGGAACUUAUUAUUUAAAAAUGUGAAAAUAAUAAUAGGGAUGAAUUGAACUGAAUGAACUAAACAGAAUAUAAAAGGGAAAAGAAAGAAGACUGAUAAAUUAUUAAUUUCCUUGUUGGGCGAGUGCCAAUUAACUAAUAUAGGCGAAUGUGAAUUUAACCAAAACAAAAACGAUUAAAUAAGGUUACUUGGUAAUUAAAAAGGUUAAUUUAAUAUUUAAUGAGACUUGCGAAAGCAAAAGUCCCCACUUGAAAUGAUCAAAAACAAUACAACUGUUUUUAGAAACCACAUCAACCACAUUUUCUGUCAACUUUUGAAAACAACGGAAAUGUUGACCACUUUCCCAACAACUUACACAACUUAGUGUUUGAAAUCUUGGUCCACUUUUCUGCUAUUUAAAUGUGAAAUCGGAAUAUAAAUAGUUUAUACCAUUCAAAUGAUUUAGAUGUUUUAGUAACCACACUAAUUACAUUCAUGUAGCUAACUUCCCACUGUUGAAUUAACUGGCGUAGAACUUUCUAUUACCCAGACAAUGUGACUGGACACAAAAUCAACUACUUUGACCAAUUUCCCAACAACUUACAUAAAAACGCUUAUAGGGUAAUGACAUCUUGAUCUACUUAUCUGCAGAACAUAAAUAUAAAAAAAUCUAAAUGAUACAGAUGUUGUAUUAAGUUACACAAAAAGUAACAUUUUUGCUUGUACUUCGAAGAUAUCAUGGUGCUGUAUAGAGACGUAAUUGUAAAUCCAUUUGAAUUCAAUUACCUUUUGACAGCAUGCCUUUUGAUUUGAACAAAACUUUCCAUACAUAUUUGCCCAUUUGUAGAAGUGAUCAAAAAGUGACUUUUUGGACCUGAGUGCCAAAACAUUCAAGAGAUAAAGAUGCUCAAAGUUGACCCAUUUCACAUACCCCACCAUACCAUGAGAUACCCAUGUCUUCAUCAUGGAUAAAAGAUAAACGGUUGAGAUUGAUAUGAUUUAAAAGCUUACAAAACAGGGUUUUCAAACUAUUCUAUAAUUUCUGGACAAAAAUGUUUAAAUGUGCUUGGUGGUAUCACCUCAAGGCAUACUAUAAAAGCAGGCGACAGUGCGCCUUAUUUGGCAAUGGUCUCGGUAAGUGGAGUGUGCCAAUAUAUUUAGCAUGACACUUCCUUGCCUAUAUAUUUAGCAUGAUAGGGCGGCAGGUAGCUUAGUGGUUAAGAGCGUUGUGCCAGUAAUCGAAAGGUCGCUGGUUCUAAUCACCGAGUCGACUAGGUGAAAAAUCUGUCGAUGUGCCCUUGAGCAAGGCACUUAACCCCAAUUGCUCCUGUAAGUCGCUCUGGAUAAGAGCGUCUGCUAAAUGACUAAAAUGUAAUGUAAAUGUAAUGAUGCUUCCUUGCCUAUAUAUUUAGCAUGAUGCUUCCUUGCCUAGAUAUGUAGCACGAUGCUUUCUUGCCUAGAAGACUGAUGUUACACCAAAUAAAAGGCAGUAAGGUACAUUUCGGCAUAUGACCAAAUUCUAAGUUUUUGCUUACCGUUUCAUACACAUCCAUGUGCUUUUCCGAAGAAGAAAAACAUGUUGGCUAUGAGGAUUAUACGUUUAUAUUCGUAGCUACAUCCAUCAUAACAAGAAAUACAGUGCCCUCUGUAAUUAUUGGGACUUCUUUUGGCUCUAUACUCCAACAUUUGGGAUUUGAAAUCAAACAAUGACUAUUAAUAACCCCCCUUUUUAGGGCACCAAAAGUAUUGGGCCAAAUUCACUUAUGUGUAUUAAAGUAGUCAAAAGUUUAGUAUUUGGUCCCAUAUUCCUAGCAUGCAAUGAUUACACCAAGCUUGUGACUACAAACUUGUUGGAUGCAUUUACUGUUUGUUUUGGUUGUGUUUCAGAUUAUUUUGUGCCCAAUAGAAAUUAAUGGUAAAUAAUGUAUUGUCACUUUUAUUGUAAAUAAAAAUGGAAUGUUUCUAAACACCUCUACAUUCAUGUGGAUGCUACCAUGAUUACGGAUAAUCCUGAAUGACUCGUGAAUAAUGAUGAGUGAGAAUGUUACAGACCCACAAAAUUCAUAUCCCCAAGGCAUGCUAACCGCUCACCAUUACAAUAACAGGGGGUAUGAUAUUUGUGCGUCUGUAACUUUCUCACUCGUCAUUAUUCACAAUUAAUUCAGGAUUUAUCCACUUGAACCUCCAGUCAUUGUAUCAUUUCAAAUACAAAGUGCUGGAGUACAGAGCCAAUAGAUUACAAAAUGCUUCACUGUCCCACUAAUCACAGAGGACACCGGAGAUAACCACUGUGACUGAUUGGUAGCGCAGUCUGCUAAAAUAGUUGGCUCAUAGUUCUAUGGUUGUGGGCUCAUAGUUCUAUGGUUGUGGGCUCAUAGUUCUAUGGUUGUGGGUUCUAAUCCCACAUGGGAUGGACUUUGUUCUUUUUCUCCAAAUCCUUUAUUUACAAUAUUCUAAUUCUGAGAAGUUAAAGCAUAGGCUACCUGUGAGAGGGGUCGCCCUGGUAGUAGUUGAGUUAAUUUGAUCAAUGGAAAAAGAGCUACUGCGUGAUUACUGCAAUGCGGGAUCGGAUUGAAUUCCUAAUCUUACAUUUUCAAGGAGAUAAUUGCACGUUUCUUCCCAACACAAUACCGCUUUUUAAAAUGUGAGUCCACAUAUUAAAUAUGUUCUUUGCGCCCCGUGCGGGAUUCAAAUUUACAAUCGCAAGUGGCAAUAGAUGUCAGGAAUUUAGCACCUUGCUACUGUGAGCUAAUUGUCCAGAGCCACUUUGCAGAAAUCACUCUGCUAUUUACUGGUUGCUAAAAAUCUAAUAGUUUGCCUAAUUUCUCAGUUUGUGAAAACACAAGCAAGUAUGGUGUAGAGAAUCAUUGUACCAUCUAAACCGCUGUGAAAUAUUUUUCCCAAAAACGAAAAAUAUUGUAAUUUCAGCUGUUUGAAGCUGGUGUUCAAAACCGAAAGUAAAAGACACAAAAAUAAAACAUAAGAACGGGAAGCAUAGAAAUAGUGCACAUAGAACAGAUCUACUGCUUCUUAAACUUGCUUUCAAUGAGAAUGACAGAUCUAUAACUCAUAUUUCUAUGUGAAUUUGGCCAGGUUGCCCAAAAAGUUACAUAUUGCAGGUAUAAAAAAAACAUGUAUAUAUUUGAACCUUUAACAUCAAUUAUCUAAAAACGAGUAAACUCAAUAGUUUUUUUAUAUUCAUAUAUAUUUUAUAUAGACCCUAUUUUACAUAAUCUAAGGUUUUUGUGUUGUGCCUGCCAUCAGUUGAGACACAACAUGCUCUUGAAUACAGGGUGGGUGUCAUGUUUGGGCUGAUAAAUGUACUAAAAUGGGAAUAAAAUUGAAAUUUCAACUGGAGGGCCACAUAUCUGAUAAUGUUGAAUUGAAUGGAAAUAUCAGUUGUUUUAAUGUAUACUGUCAAUCCACCAUAGGAAACCUAUUGAAACCAUAGAAAUAUAGAUAAUAGAAUAUACAUUAAGUUGACAUUCGACGGUGGGUGGACCUGCGGUCAUCUUUGUGGAAAUAAAUAGAAGUUAAAAUUUAAAUUCCAUAAAAAUGUCAAUGGUGGACCAGCUAAAUUGCAGUGGUCUGAAGGGAUAGAUCCGUUCUAUGAAUUACAUUUCUAUGAUUGAAAUGACACCCACCCUGUAUUGAAGAGCAUAGUGAGUCUUAACCGAUGGUGGGCACAUCACAAAAACCUCAGAUUAUGUUUUACUACAACAUAUGCAAAUAUGAAAAUCGGAGUUUAUGCGUUUUUAGAUAAUACGUUAAAAGGUUUGAAAAUGACAUUAUUGCAUUUUUUUUCUAGAAAUAAUAAAGUAGUUUGACAAAACAGUUUUUAAGCUUUUACAUGAUCGCAAACUCAACCGUUGAUAUUUUCCAGUGAUGAAGACAUGGCUAUCUCAUGGUGUGGUGGGGUAUGUAAAAUGGGUCUACUUCGAGCACCUUUAAUCACCUGAAUGUUUCUGCAUUCAUGUCCAAAAAGUCACUUUCUGACCACUUCUUCCAUGGGCAAACAUGUAUGGAAAGUGUUGUUUAAAUCAAAAGAGAUGCUGUCAAAAAGUGAUUGAAUUCAAAUGAAUUUCCCCAUAGGGUAUUACUGCACAGAGAUCACACAGACCGAGAGAGGUGUCAUGGCUGUGGACAAACACAAUAGACUUCUGAUGGAACUAGUGAUCACUGCUCUUCUCUUGACUGGUAAGUUACAGAAUGUUAUGGGGGGAAAGGAACUAGUGAUCACUGCUCUUCUCUUGACUGGUAAGUUACAGAAUGUUAUGGGGGGGAAAGGGGCUUAGACUGUCAUUUCAACAACAUCUCAAACACUUGAGUCAUACAUUCAACUCAACAGAGUGCGUUUCAUUGUUCACUAUAAGCACCUGUCAUGGUUUUAUUUGCCUACAGUUCAGAAUUUUAUUUAUUUAAUUAUGUAUGUAUUUAGUUAACACAGUAUUUGUACAGUGGCUUGCGAAGGUAUUCACCCCCCUUGGCAUUUUUCCUAUUUUGUUGCCUUACAACCUGGAAUUAAAAUUGAUUUUUGGGGGGGUUGUAUCAUUUGAUUUACACAACAUGCCUACCACUUUGAAGAUGCAAAAUAUGUUUUCUUGUGAAACAAACAAGAAAUAAGACAAAAAAACAGAACAUGAGCGUGCAUUAACUAUUCACCCCCCCAAAGUCAAUACUUUGUAGAGCCACCUUUUGCAGCAAUUACAGCUGCAAGUCUCUUGGGGUAUGUCUCUAUAAGCUUGGCACAUCUAGCCACUGGGAUUUUUGCCCAUUCUUCAAGGGAACACUGCUCCAGCUCCUUCAAGUUGGAUCGGUUCCGCUGGUGUACAGCAAUCUUUAAGUCAUACCACAGAUUCUCAAUUGGAUUGAGGUCUGGGCUUUGACUAGGCCAUUCCAAGACAUUUGAAUGUUUCCCCUUAAACCACUCAAAUGUUCCUUUAGCAGUGUGCUUAGGGUCAUUGUCCUGCUGGAAGGUGAACCUCCGUCCGUCCCAGUCUCAAAUCUCCAGAAGACUGAAACAGGUUUCCCUCAAGAAUUUCCUUGUAUUUAGCGCCAUCCAUCAUUCCUUCAAUUCUGACCAGUUUCCCAGUCCCUGCCGAUGGAAAAACAUCCCCACAGCAUGAUGCUGCCACCACCAUGGUUCACUGUGGGGAUGGUGUUCUCAGGGUGAUGAGAGGUGUUGGGUUUGCGCCAGACAUUUUACCUUUAUGGCCGAAAAGCUCAAUUAUAAUCUCAUCUGACCAGAGUACCUUCUUCCAUAUGUUUGGGGAGUCUCCCACAUGCUUUUUGGCAAACACCAAACGUGUUUGCUUAUUUCUUUCUUUAAGCAACGGCUUUUUUUCUGGCCACUCUUCCGUAAAGCCCAGCUCUGUGGAGUGUACGGCUUAAAGUGGUCCUAUGGACAGAUACUCCAAUCUCCGCUAUGGAGCUUUGCAGCUCCUUCAGGGUUAUCUUUGGUGUCUUUGUUGCCUCUCUGAUUAAUGCCCUCCUUGCCUGGUCCGUGAGUUUUGGUGGGUGGCCCUCUCUUGGCAGGUUUGUUGUGGUGCCAUAUUCUUUCCAUUUUUUUAUAAUGGAUUUAAUGGUGCUCAGUGGGAUGUUCAAAGUUUCAGAUAUUAUUUUAUAACCCAACCCUGAUCUGUACUUCUCCACAAACUUUGUCCCUGACCUGUUUGGAGAGCUCCUUGGUCUUCAUGGUGCAGUUUGCUUGGUGGUGCCCUUUCUUAGUGGUGUUGCAGACUCUGGGGCCUUUCAGAACAGGUGUAUAUAUACUGAGAUCAUGUGACAGAUCAUGUGACACUUAUAUAUAUAUAUACAGUGGGGAGAACAAGUAUUUGAUACACUGCCGAUUUCGCAGGUUUUCCUACUUACAAAGCAUGUAGAGGUCUGUAAUUGUUAUCAUAGGUACACUUCAACAAAAAUCCAGAAAAUCACAUUGUAUGAUUUUUAAGUAAUUCAUUUGCAUUUUAUUGCAUGACAUAAGUAUUUGAUCACCUACCAACCAGUAAGAAUUCCGGCUCUCACAGACCUGUUAGUUUUUCUUUAAGAAGCCCUCCUGUUCUCCACUCAUUACCUGUAUUAACUGCACCUGUUUGAACUCGUUACCUGUAUAAAAGACACCUGUCCACACACUCAAUCAAACAGACUCCAACCUCUCCACAAUGGCCAAGACCAGAGAGCUGUGUAAGGACAUCAGGGAUAAAAUUGUAGACCUGCACAAGGCUGGGAUGGGCUACAGGACAAUAGGCAAGCAGCUUGGUGAGAAGGCAACAACUGUUGGCGCAAUUAUUAGAAAAUGGAAGAAGUUCAAGAUGACGGUCAAUCACCCUCGGUCUGGGGCUCCAUGCAAGAUCUCACCUCGUGGGGCAUCAAUGAUCAUGAGGAAGGUGAGGGAUCAGCCCAGAACUACACGGCAGGACCUGGUCAAUGACCUGAAGAGAGCUGGGACCACAGUCUCAAAGAAAACCAUUAGUAACACACUACGCCGUCAUGGAUUAAAAUCCUGCAGCGCACGCAAGGUCCACCUGCUCAAGCAAGCGCAUGUCCAGGCCCGUCUGAAGUUUGCCAAUGACCAUCUGGAUGAUCCAGAGGAGGAAUGGGAGAAGGUAAUGUGGUCUGAUGAGACAAAAAUAUAGCUUUUUGGUCUAAACUCCACUCGCCGUGUUUGGAGGAAGAAGAAGGAUGAGUACAACCCCAAGAACACCAUCCCAACCAAGAAGCAUGGAGGUGGAAACAUCAUUCUUUGGGGAUGCUUUUCUGCAAAGGGGACAGGACGAUUGCACCAUAUUGAGGGGAGGAUGGAUGGGGCCAUGUAUCGCGAGAUCUUGGCGAACAACCUCCUUCCCUCAGUAAGAGCAUUGAAGAUGGGUCGUGGUUGGGUCUUCCAGCAUGACAACGACCCGAAACACACAGCCAGGACAACUGAGGAGUGGCUCCGUAAGAAGCAUCUCAAGGUCCUGGAGUGGCCUAGCCAGUCUACAGACCUGAACCCAAUAGAAAAUCUUUGAAGGGAGCUGAAAGUCUGUAUUGCCCAGCGACAGCCCCGAAACCUGAAGGAUCUGGAGAAGGUCUGUAUGGAGGAGUGGGCCAAAAUCCCUGCUGCAGUGUGUGCAAACCUGGUCAAGACCUACAGGAAACGUAUGAUCUCUGUAAUUGCAAACAAAGGUUUCUGUACCAAAUAUUAAGUCCUGCUUUUCUGAUGUAUCAAAUACUUAUGUCAUGCAAUAAAAUGUAAAUUAAUUACUUAAAAAUCAUACAAUAUGAUUUUCUGGAUUUUUGUUUUAGAUUCCGUCUCUCACAGUUGAAGUGAACCUAUGAUAAAAAUUACAGACCUCUACAUGCUUUGUAAGUAGGAAAACCUGCAAAAUCGGCAGUGUAUCAAAUACUUGUUCUCCCCACUGUAUACUGAGAUCAUGUGACAGAUCAUGUGACACUUAGCUUGCACACAGGUGGACUUUAUUUAACUAAUAUGUGACUUCUGAAGGUAAUUGGUUGCACCAGAUCUGAUUUAGGAGCUUCAUAUGCACGCACCACUUUUCCGUUAUUUAUAUUUUAGAAUUUUUUGAAAUAAGUAAUUUUUUUUCAUUCCACUUCACCAAUUUGGACUAUUUUGUGUAUGUCCAUUACAUUAAAUGAAAAUCCAUUUAAAUUACAGGUUGUAAUGCAACAAAAUAGGAAAAACACCAAAGGGGGAUGAAUACUUUUGCAAGGCACUAUAUUUCAGCAUGUAACUGUACAAAGGAAAAAAACGAAAUGUGUACAAAAAGAGACUUUUUCUAUCCAGGUGUCAGUGGUGACUGUCUGUACUCCAAUGUGGGAAAUGAUGUCAGUUUGCCGUGUGCCAACGUGGUUUAUCCAAACUGCUCGUCAACUACAUGGCUCUUUUGGAGAUCUCCGCAGCCCAUCACUGAGUUGGUUCGUGGAGGACAGAUUAGAACAGAAACCUCGGCGAGAGCUGAGAGACUGAGGGUGGAGUCUGACUGCUCUCUCCACGUUCAGAAAGUCAGAGCUGAGGAUGCUGGACAAUACCAGUGUCUACAAUACCUCACAGAGGGUGGACCACAACACGGAGAGGUCGCUUUCGUGAAUCUGAUUCUUCUAACCAGUGAGUAUUACUGUUUCAACCCAGUGGGUUUUUUAGUCAAAGGAAUACUUUAAUACAUGUAUUGCAUGUAACGGUUAAGUUAAAAUAUCUUAUUUUCUGUCUUAGUGUCAUUGUCCACCCCAGUGAUGGAUCUAAAGCCUGAUCGACCGGUGACCUUAAGGUGCGUUCAGACCACCUGGGGUGGAACUGGAAGCUGUUUCUUAUAUGAUAGACUGAGCUGGGUGGAUGAGGCCGGUACCGAGCUGCAGGGGGACUCCAGAUACCAGCUCACAAAGACGACUGACUGUGACAUCACUCUGACUGUGACCCUCCAGAGGAAGGACAACAACAGGAAGUGGAGGUGUCAGGCGGAGAACCAUGGAGAAGUGAAGACCUUCCAGGACUUCACAUUAUCAGGUAGACGUUAUCACAUAGAUAUCUCCCAUUUCAUCAUCAACUAGUCAUAAAAUCAGCCUUUGACUGCAAAAUCGGUUGUCCGUAUUCCAGAGAAGGGUGGUGAGGGGAGGACGGGCUCAUAACGUGGUCCUCUGUAGCUCAGCUGGUAGAGCACGGCGCUUGUAACGCAAAAGGUAGUGGGUUCGAUCCCCGGGACCACCCAUACACAAAAAAAUGUAUGCACGCAUGACUGUAAGUCGCUUUGGAUAAAAGCGUCUGCUAAAUGGCAUAUUAUUAUUAUUAUUAUUAUUAUAAUAAUGACUGGAGUGGAAUGUUAUCAACAUGGGAACCACACGUUUAAUGUGUUUGAUACCAUUCCGUUCCAGCCAUUACUGUGAGCCCGUCCUCUAAUUUUAAGUGCCACCAGCCACCGCUGAUAUUCACCUACUUUCUAAUGUGACCAACAGGCCCAAGUCCUGCUCCCUCUGUGAAGCCAAAUUCCACUUCUCCAGGUGCACUUGGUAAGAUGUUAUUUAGUAGAUAGUCUGAACAACCAAAGUCUUCAUUUAUGCACAACUAGAAAUGAUCAUGUUCAAAAAGGGGAAGCUUUUCUCAGCUCAUGAACAUCAUUCAGGGAUAAAAGGCGGCAGGUAGCUUAGUGGUUAAGAGCGUUGUGCCAGUAACCGAAAGGUCGCUGGUUCUAAUUCACCGAGCCGACUAGGUGGAAAAAUCUGUCGACGUGCCCUUGAGCAAGGCACUUAACCCUAAUUGCUCCUGUAAGUCGCUCUGGAUAAGAGCGUCUGCUAAAUGACUAAAAUGUAAAAUGUAAAAUAUUGUUGGUAAUUAGAAUCCUCUAGUGGCUGCUUUGUGUUAAACACCUUGCUUUACAUCUUCCUACUUCUCACUUAAAACAGUUUCUGUGUUGAAUACAUCAAGGUUUGUGUUUGAUCACUGUCUGUCCUAUUGUCCAGGUACCACUGACGGUGUCCAGUUGUUUAUCGACAUAGUUGUCUUUCUGGCACAGACCAUCAUGGUGCCAGGUACCAGUAACGGUGUCCAGCUGUCCAUCGACAUAGUUGUCUUUGUGGCACUGACCGUCAUGGUUGCCAUAGUUACUAUUUACAAAACCAGGAAGAACCGCCCACCAGCAGGUGAGAAUCACAGGGAUUGGUUCCUUUUUGAGCAUUAGAUAAAUUACAUUAACUGAUUUACGUCCUUCAGAUCUGUGAACUGAAAGGGAAUCAGGUCAUAAAUAGACCUUUGACGUAAUAAUCUUGUCCAUAUAAACCCCUUUCAACAAUUUAAUCUUUAAAGGUCUUCUAUAGAAUGAGUGAAUGGUCUGUCAUGUUGUCUGAUGUGCGUGUUGUUGUUGUUUUGUUCUCUGUAUAGAACUUAAAGAAAGCCUCCGGUAUUGAGCUUCAGGUCUGGAGGAAAGACCCCUUGUUCCCUACUCUUCUCCCAGUGCUGGACUAAGACUUCUAAACUGUCUGUAGCUUUAUUGAUCGAGUAAAAUAGGAUAUAAAUGUUUUUACAGUUGAUGUCCAUCUGAUAGAUUUUAUUUCGCUUUUUAACGUACCUUUUUUUCUUUCUUGCGUGCAGUAUGGAUGCAGACAUUUAUUAUGCCAUGUUUGGGUGAUGAAAUAAACGUUUGGUUUUUAAUUUCUGUCCAUUGUGAAUGGUCAGCUUAGAGAAAUUCAUUUUGUUUUAAUUGCAUAUAACAUUUUAUUGAAUUUCUGUAACUGUUACUAACAUAAACAAAUAAAUAUACAAUAUGUAUGUCAAA
Molecule: messenger RNA, 10686 nt
Organism: Coregonus sp. 'balchen'
Lineage: Eukaryota; Metazoa; Chordata; Actinopteri; Salmoniformes; Salmonidae
Source: the annotation of a GenBank genome assembly